UGCGCAACAAGUCCGCGGAGGUCGUGAGAGGAAAGUGCGCGAUGAGAGCGAGAGUGAGUGACGGCGCGGCGCGGCGCGCAAGAGCCCGGACAGGAGAAGGAUUUCAACUUCCUUCUUCGGCACCGACUCUCCCCUGAUUGAUGCUCCUUGCUCGUGAAAGGGGAAAAAGGGAAAAAAGAAAAAGGACGCGUUCGGUGUAUAAAAUGUAUCCGGACUUGGAGAGCGCGCCGUUGGAAGUCCCCCCCGUGCCAACCGGCGCAGCAGCGCAGAAGACGACCCGAGGGCACUGACGACAGGCGGACGCAUCAGAGACCGGGGAGGGGGUUCGACAUGCAGCGUUGGGCACCGGCCUGGUCAAACUUCACCCCGGGGCUCAGCGGCGGAAGCGGCGUGAGAAGUUCGCAGCUCUCGGCCACGCGGCGGCAGGUGAGCGGCGCGGCGCGACACCCGGACCGCGGCCCGGCCUCGGGCAGGGGCAGGGGCCAGGCGGCGUGAAGUGGUCCCGACCGGUGCCAGGAGCCCGGAGGACAAUGACCUGACGGGAGCGCGCGCGCGUGCGUCCUACCCCUCGUUUUCCUUCCGAGACGAAGCUCAGUCCACCGCCAUGGCACCGGCGGCGCUGCUGUGCGCCCUGGUGCUCGCGCUCGGGCUGUGGGAGUCCGGCCUGGGCAGCGGGAGCUGUCCCGACCUGACCGUCGACAGCUGCCACUGCUCGGCGGAGCGGUCCAAGGAGCUGAGCCGCCAGCACGUCCGCGUCAAGGUGGCGUGCGAGGACGUGGAGCUGACGGACCCCCUGCAGCCCCGCUUCGUCCCCAACACCACGGUGUCCCUAAACCUGAGCAACAACAAGAUCUCCCUGCUGAGGAACGGCUCCUUCUAUGGCCUGGCUGCCCUGGAGAAACUGGACCUGAAGAAUAAUUUGAUAAGCACGGUGGAGCCCGGGGCCUUCCGUGGUCUGCUGGCUCUGAGGAGACUGGACUUAUCCAACAACAGGAUUGGCUGUCUCUCCCCCGAAAUGUUCCUCGAUCUGGGAAACCUCUCAAAAUUGAAUUUAUCUGGCAACAUCUUCUCCACCCUGACUGUGGGACUUUUUACACACCUCGUGGCUCUCAGAGUGCUGCACUUCCACACCGAGACUCUAUUCUGUGACUGUCAGCUGAAGUGGCUGCUCCUCUGGGCCCGGAGCAACUCGGUGAGGAUUGGGAACGACACGGUGUGCGUGUUCCCCAACCGCCUCCAUGGCUUGGAGUUCCGCAACCUGCGCGAACAGCAACUCAAAUGUGAUGGACCUCUGGAGAUGCCCCUCUUCCAGCUCAUCCCCUCCCAGAGGCAACUGGUUUUCCGCGGCGACCGACUCCCCCUGCAGUGCACCGCCUCCUACGUGGACCCGUCGGUGGAGCUGCGGUGGCGUCACAACGGCCACACCGUGACCACGCAGGAAGACCGGGGCGUCGAUGUGGAGGAUACCCUGCUCCACGACUGCUGCCUGCUGACCAGCGAGGUCGUCCUCUCCAACAUCGACGUGGGCAUCGCUGGCAUCUGGGAGUGCCUGGUGACCAGUUCCCGUGGCAACGCGUCUCAGCAAAUGGAAAUAGUUGUCCUGGAGACGUCAGCGCCGUACUGCCCCACUGACAGAGUCACCAACAACAAGGGGGACUUCAGGUGGCCGAAGACUCUAGCUGGGAUCCUGGCCUUCCUGCCCUGUGCUCCUGCGACCUUCGGCUCGGCGCCCCACCCCUCCGGCGGCGCCCCCAGCCCUGCCGGCCAGAGAGAGAAGAAGGCGUGGCGACGCUGCGACCGGGCCGGACGAUGGGCUGAAGAGGACUACACCCAGUGCCCGUAUGCCAGUGAGCUGACCCGCGUGCUGCACGAGCUCACCCAGAUAACCAUCAACACCACCAACGCUCAGCCGUUGGGCCAGCAGCUAGUGACCUUCACCAGCAGGGCGGCGCACUUCACCGACGUCAUGGACGUCAUCUUUGUCACACACCUGGUGGAGAGGCUGACGAGGCUGGUCGAGAAACGCACAGACCUGGGGGACUACAUCUCAGACAUAGCCAGUAACAUGAUGCUUGUGGAGGAGCACAUCCUGUGGAUGGCCCAGAAUGAGGCGCGGGCGUGCACUCGGAUCGUCCAAUGUGUGGAGCGUAUCGCUGACCUGGCACUGACCAGUGACAAUCGGGUCAUUUCUAAGGUGUCUGCUAACAUAGCUCUGGAGGCGUUUCUGAUCCGCCCGUCGAACUUUCUUGGCCUGUCCUGCACGGCACUCCAGCGGCCCACCUCAUUCGCCCCCUCCCCACUCCCUGACAGCCACUCCCACGCUGACAGGGGCACGGGCAGAGAGCGUGACGCCGCGGGGGAAUCGAUGCUCAACUUCAAAUGCCACACUGUCAACAACAGUGACUCGCCGUCCAGUCAGAUCAGCAAGAACUCUGUGGCAGUCGCCUCCAUCCAUUUGCCGCCGGCUGCCGGUGCGCCCGCCGCCGCCGCCGCCGCGUUGCAAUCUGUUGAUAACUCCACUUGCAAGCUGCAGUUCAUCGUGUUCCGCAAUGGGAAACUCUUCCCUUGCACGGGGAAUUCGUCAAACCUCGCCGACGACGGGAAGCGCAGGAGCGUUUCGACACCAGUUGCUUUCACCAAAUUAGAUGGGUGCAGCUUCGGGAGCGCCGUGCACUCCGUGACGAUCGCGCUCAGGCACUUCGCUCUGGGUGCAGACCCCACCGCAGCCUACUGGGACUUUGACCUGCUGGAUGGACACGGCGGCUGGAGGGCGGAGGGCUGCCACAUAACGGGCUCCGGGGGCAACACGACCACCAUUCAUUGCGCCCACCACAAUAACUUUGCAGUGCUAAUGGAUCUGAAGAAGGUGCUGUCUUUACCCCCAUACCCUGGGGAGUUUUUGCACCCGGUCGUGUAUGCCUGCACGGCGGUCAUGUUGCUCUGCCUUUUCGCCUCCAUCAUCACGUACAUUGUGCACCACAGCGCAAUCCGCAUCAGUCGGAAGGGAUGGCAUAUGCUGCUCAACUUCUGUUUCCAAACGGCUCUGACCUUCGCCGUGUUUGCCGGCGGCAUCAAUCGAAUCAAAUACCCCAUCAUCUGUCAAGCAGUCGGGGUCGUGCUGCACUACUCGUCCCUGUCGACCAUGCUGUGGCUCGGGGUGACGGCGAGGAACAUUUACAAGCAGGUGACCAAAAGGCCUCCGCAGAGCCAAGAUGGCGACCCGCCUCCGCCCCCGAGACAGCCCCUGUUGAGGUUUUAUUUAGUCAGCGGCGGGGUGCCCCUCAUCAUCUGCGGGGUCACGGCAGCCGUCAAUAUAGACAACUACGGCAGCGGGGAGCAAGCGCCCUACUGCUGGAUGGCCUGGGAGCCCAGCCUGGGAGCCUUCUACGGCCCCAUGGCCUUCAUCGUCCUGGUGACGUGCGUCUACUUCCUCUGCACAUUCGUCCAGCUGCGUCGGCACCCUGAAAAGAAGUACGAGCUCAAGCAGCUGACGGAGGAGCAGCAGAGGCUGGCCGCCGUCGAUGUGCCGACCCACUGUCAUCAGGGAGCCGAGCCCGGGGCCCUGGCAGCCCCGCCCAGCGGGAGCCACUGCCCCGCUGGCUGCCCGGGUGUCCCCAUCAACCCGGCGCUGCUGGCCAAUGAGCACUCCUUCAAGGCUCAGUUACGAACCACAGCCUUCACCCUUUUCCUGUUCUUAGCCACCUGGACUUUUGGCGCACUGGCCGUGUCGCAGGGCCACCUCCUGGAUAUGAUCUUCAGCUGCCUCUACGGUGCCUUCUCCGUCACCCUGGGCCUCUUCAUCCUCAUCCAUCAUUGUGCCAAGCGUGACGACGUUUGGCAUUGCUGGUGCUCCUGUUGUCCUGGACGACGAGCCGACGCCUGCUCGGGCGCCCACGGGCCUGCCCCAGCGCGGCCCAAGGUGAACGUGAACGGAGAUAACCCCGGCCACGGCCAUGGCCACAGCCACUGCCACCAUGACUCACCAUGUGUGGGCAAAGCACUGAUGAGCUGCAGUCAUGGCACUUUAGGUCACUGUAAACAUGCCGCCCUUCCAUCCUCGCAAAACCACGUGGCGUGCUUGGCACCGGUGACGCCGUGCUGCGCCGCCCUGCAUAGCCAGCAGCUGAUGGAGGAGGAGCCUACGGCGACUCAUGUACUGCUGCACGCGGACCCCGAGGGUUACAGGCCGGGGAUCCAGUUGCACCCCUGCCUAAAGAGCAGCACCAGGACUAAAGGCCGUCAAUUCAGCCGCCGGGCUGGGGCCGGCACUUGUGGAGCAGGGGGCGAGAGGGAAUACGCCUAUCACAUCCCCUCCAGCGUGGAUGGAGGCAGCGUGCACAGCUCACACACUGACAGCCCGCACAGCACACACGAGCGUCACGCCCACAUCUGUCCACAUCUGGCCCACGAAUGCCACCAUGACGGGCAUCACACGUGCCACGCUGCUGCGGCCGCCGCGCAUGAGGCCCUGGUGUGCCACAAUCCCUGCCACAGGCACAUCUGCUGUGCCAAGGCAGACCUCCUCCCUUCGCUGUGCCCGGCAGAUCCAGGCGACACAGGCAUCUUCCUGUGCGGCUGCGGCAAAGUGGCCGAGGAGGACCCGACGGCAGCGCAUCACCAUCUGGAGAUGCAAGCCCCGCGCAGACAAUCCUACCCCCAGAACCUGCCCAAUCAGAAUGGUAUUCUAAAAGGGGGCCUGCACGAAGGACUCAUGUACACCUCGGACAGCACGGGGAAUAUACGCACUGGACCCUGGAAAAAUGAAACUACUGUGUAGCGUGGGAAGGAAAAAUAUGGGAGACGGGCAGCGCCCCCGCCUCGUCCCGCCAAAAAUAAACCCUCACCUACCUUUAUAGAAUAAAAAAAACAAGAAUUGAAUAACAUAUUUGAACAUCACAAUCAGCGUGGGAUAUUUUUAUUUUAACGUCCUCAUGUUUUUAUGUGUGCUGUUUUGCUGUACAGAAUCUGAUAUAUCAUGUAAAUGCUCCCUGUAGAGCAUCCAUUCACAAAACAGAAUCUCUUCCAUCGAGAGGAAUUUGUGAAAUAUGUGUCACAUCAUCCCAUCAGAUGUAAUUGAAGGUAUCUCCAUCGUUCCAUAUUACUGCAGAUCACUCUCUCUCUAUAUAUAUAUACAAGAAAAUGAAUGGUUGUAUGUAUGAAUAUGUGUUAGUGCUCAAACGCAACACGCUGCAAGGUUUUUUUUUACACUUUGAAUUCCAAUCCAUCAAAAAGUCGACGAUGACAGUGAAACCUCCAGUACUUUCAAGAACUCUUGUCAUCCACGUUUUAGACGACUAAACCAGCAAUUUUAGAUUCCAUGGGUAUUUUUGCCAUUCAGUCAAGCAACUGUGAAUAUCCACACAAGAUUUUCUAAGUAAUAUACAAAGAUACUGUCGCUUGCCAGAGAUGUGUGGACGGCAGUUAUGUCGUUAAAAAUUCAAGGUAACAGAAAAAGAGCAAAGUGAAAUUAAGCGUCCUCUUCCAGGUUGGUAUUGAUAGUGCUUGUCCGUUUGACGUCUUCACUGUUGUGUUUCUACUUUUCUGGGAAGACAAGUAAAUAUCAACGGCGUCGAACGGCAAAAGCGUGGCCACUGUGAACAGAGAGCCGGUGUCACCGAGUCCCCGGAUUUCGAUUACCACACAGCGAGCUCCACCCCCAAACCCAGUGUGCAGGUUUUUAUCCUCUUCGGCUCGGCUCACACAUGCUCCAUGUGGCAUCUUAAAGCGUAUGAUUCAUUGUAAAAUCAAGCCCUCAAAAUUAGGGAUGCACCGAUACCGGUAUCGGGUAUCAGGUCCGAUACUGUGCCCAUAACUCGUAAACUAUAAACCAUGAAACUACUCCGAUACUACAGCACCUGGUGCCACUCUGUGGUCCUCUAGUCGGUUGAGCAGGAAAGGCAGCAUUGGUGGAAGAGGAGCAAUGUCAGCAGUUUGUUGAGCGAGUGUUACCUCUAUGUAGAUAUUAUUCAUAUAGACUUUGUAGUUGCAGAAAUAUACUGUACUCAUUCAUUUUUUGGGCAUGGCAUUAUCAAGCAGGGGCAAGUACUCAUAUGUGUACUCGAUAUCGGUAAGUAUCCAAAUGCAAGUACUUGUACUUGGUCUGAAGUGGUAUAGAGGUGCAUCCCUACUCAAAAUAUUUAAGGACAAAGAGUGUGAAUGUGAUCAUAAAAGAAACAACAGGCUGGUCAAAUGUUUGGGAAAUUAAAAACCUGAUGAAACAUUUCAGCCACCACGGGCAUGAGCCACAAAAUGGCACAUGGUAAGAAUCACUGCAAAUGCAAGUCCUAUUAUUUUUUUUUAUUUUUGUCUCACAAAAGCCCCAAAGCAUGCCCGCCUUGUUCUACGUAGCUAUGUGAUAUAUUUUAACACAGUGUAAAUUAAUGCCCGUCCUAGAACACAUUAUUUGCCUUGACAUGAUAAAACCGCCGCAGCUUGCCAUGUAUAAUUUCUGUCACACUCUUGGAUUAAGCCUAGUUCCCAACAAAUACUGCACCAUUUCCCACCGGCAAUCUCCAUUUCACACGACUUUAAGCUUAGGUUUAUCCUAGAGGCCCGUCCUGGAAAUCAUAAUUCUCCCUCUUCUGCUCUGGUAGAUAACUUGUGUCAGGAGAAGCCAAAGUUGAAGUAUAGAUCUUUUGUUUUGUUUUGUUUUGGGGGGGAGGGGGGGUCGAUGAAGGUCAAACUCUUUUUGAAGCAAUGCCACUUGAUAAAGAAGGCAAGGAGACUCUGUAUCGGUUUGGACGCACUUGUUUGUUUUAUGAGUGAUGAUAUCGAGUAUGAUACUCCAGACAAAACCUGCUAUACAUUUCGUCAGAAAAGCCAGUUGGAAAAAAAAGAAAAAAAGAAGAUGUACACCCAAGCAGCGCAUAUAAUCUCACAGCAGUCCCUGCUCUAGCUAAACCACCUCGGCAUGCACAUCAUCUCUCUGUCCAUCCCGUGCACUCUGGUCUAUGUAUAUAGAAUUGGUUUCUGAUGAAUUACUUUUGUAUGAGAUUUAAAAUAUUUAAGAAUUAAAUAAGUCUAUAUGUAAUGAAAGUUGUAUGGGGGGGAACUGUCCUCUCAAUGUUUAUACUCAGUAUCUGAGUUUUACAAAUGUCUGUUUUGUUUUCAUAUGCCUUUUUCUGUUGCAGUUUUGUUUUUUUUAAGUUGACUUCAUAAAGUAUGCAUACUCGCCGCGUGUUGUGAGACUUAUCCUGUCAUAUCAGAAAUAGAAAAUGCACUACACAUAAUAACGUUCGGCCUGCCAGAAUGGAAUGUGUCACUGACAGUAUGAUUAUUAUAAAAGUGUUUGUUCAGACAGAAGUAUUUGGAUUCAAACUGUGACUUCUACAGGAGGAAAGAGAAAUACUGAUGUGACACUCCCUUCGUUUGGAUGUCUAACCCUGUUCAAAGACGAUGCCUGAACCCCUUAGUGGAGUUAUUUCCUGUGUCUGGGACAAAAAAAGGGAUAUUGCAAACCUAUGAAUUCUAAAACAGUAGCCCACAAUUCAUGAUAUAAUGCGGACUCCUUGAACGCUGGCAGUUAUUGGCCCUGGCUUCGUAGAUAUUGAAAAGGGAUUUGUAACAGUAUCACACAGAAAAACAUUUGGAAACAGCCUCUCCCGCAAAGAGCCACAUUAAACUGAGAGAACACCAGUCGAGGUUAAUUGCUGUGCAACAUGUGUAUUUUGCUGGUGUGUGUGUGUGUGUGCGUGUGUCUUAGGAGCAGCCCGAGCGUUUCAGUGUCUGUGAGCGAUGACGUGUUUGGUGUCAAAGGUCACCGCGGGGCCACCAUGUUCCUGUUGUCAUCCGUAGCAGACGCACUGCCCCUGAACAAGCUUUGCUGACUUAAAUUCCGGCUCCCUCAAGUUUCAGCUGCUGGAAUAUUCACCUGUGGUACUGUGACAAAACCUAAAAAGCCAGUUUUCACUUUUUUCUACAUUGACACAGAUUCCAAUAAAUGUAUUUUUUCACCAUG
This is a messenger RNA of Scophthalmus maximus (turbot), 7957 nucleotides long. Its product is annotated as adhesion G protein-coupled receptor A1. The transcript has 19 exons. Lineage: Eukaryota; Metazoa; Chordata; Actinopteri; Pleuronectiformes; Scophthalmidae. The coding region runs from base 605 to 4777 and encodes 1390 amino acids. Gene Ontology annotation, molecular function: protein binding; G protein-coupled receptor activity. Gene Ontology annotation, cellular component: postsynaptic density; plasma membrane; glutamatergic synapse. Gene Ontology annotation, biological process: G protein-coupled receptor signaling pathway; cell surface receptor signaling pathway. The record is from RefSeq and is a predicted model, not a curated record.